AUGAUCUUGCUACCACCCUCCCUCAAAGCACAGCCCGUCGGUAACGUCAGCAAGCCACAAGCUUUGCGGUUCGGCGACAUCAGCAAGCCGGUUCACCACUGCAACAUAAUCAGUCGAAAUACCCGACUCGUCCCCGCUCCUUCCCCGGCAAUCAGCUCAGCUCACCCGAUCUCCAGACGUGCUCCUCCUCGAGGGAUUGCAUCGUCGCCGGUCUCUGAUCUCAUCGAGCGUCGGCGACCUCUCUCUCCUCCACCACUGCCUUUCGUUUCUGCCGCUGCAAGCUUUCCACCGGCGACAUCUCUAUCCUCCACCAGAGCCACCGCGUCGAGCCCUCCUCCUCUCCACCAGCGCCGCCGCAUCAAGUUGUUGCAUUCCCCAUUGAAAUCGCCGCUGCCGAGCUCCGGAUCUAGAUCCGACCCGCCCGGUCCAACCCAGCUUCGACCCGACCCGGAUUCGACCCGACCCAGACGAACCGGACCCGACCCGGCCCAGAAUUGGUAG
Molecule: messenger RNA, 501 nt
Organism: Argentina anserina (silverweed cinquefoil)
Lineage: Eukaryota; Viridiplantae; Streptophyta; Magnoliopsida; Rosales; Rosaceae
Product: lysine-rich arabinogalactan protein 19-like
Exons: 2
Coding region: 1-501 (166 amino acids)
Source: RefSeq, a predicted model, not a curated record